AUGUGUAUCCAUCAUCGUCUCAUCUACCGCAAAUGCGGCCACUUCACCUGGCUAGGCAUAACAAAGAAGUGCCAGUCAGAACGCAACUUCGACCAAGGCAAGAUCGACGAAGGCUGCAAUGUCAUGUGGACGCAUCCGCUUUCAACAUACCGAGUUGACAGGUGUUGCGAGAGUUGCGCCCUCGAAAGAGCAACAACGGAUAGAGCUAUUGAUGAAAUCAGAGGGAGGAUCCAGUUGACUAGAGAGUUGCUAGCCAAGAUCCAGGACCUACGGGAGGCUUCUUCUGGGGUUCAAGAGCGUGGCUGGAGUGAUGGGGGGGUUGAGUCUGCUGCCUCAAUGAACAGGGGAAGUAUCGUGAAGGUGGGAGUUGUCGACGACUGUGGGGGUGACGGUGAUGUCGAGGAGGCAGAAACCAUGGAUCUUAUCGAUCCUAAUGAAGUGAUCAAGGUGAGUCAAGCUCAUUUCCGAAAUAUGAUGGAGUUGGUGAGGGAGCAUGCCUCUAGUUCGGAGUGA
Messenger RNA from Neurospora crassa OR74A, 513 nucleotides. RefSeq lists its product as hypothetical. NCBI's taxonomy places the organism in Eukaryota, Fungi, Ascomycota, Sordariomycetes, Sordariales, Sordariaceae. The coding region runs from base 1 to 513 and encodes 170 amino acids. The transcript has a single exon. The record is from RefSeq and is a predicted model, not a curated record.